Monopterus albus (swamp eel) is the source of this 2957-nucleotide messenger RNA. Its product is annotated as endosialin-like. Gene Ontology annotation, biological process: cell migration. Lineage: Eukaryota; Metazoa; Chordata; Actinopteri; Synbranchiformes; Synbranchidae. Gene Ontology annotation, cellular component: extracellular matrix; external side of plasma membrane. The record is from RefSeq and is a predicted model, not a curated record. The coding region runs from base 633 to 2756 and encodes 707 amino acids. The transcript has 2 exons. Gene Ontology annotation, molecular function: calcium ion binding; extracellular matrix protein binding; extracellular matrix binding.
AUUAGAUACAGCAGAGUGUUUCUGUCACUGCAAGGCAUCAGGUUCAUUAUGGACUAUGUUUAACUCUCUUGGACUUAGCUGAAGGGCAGAUUGCUCAAUUAGGCAAUUUUGAAUACUGGACUCUACUGGUACUUCACUGGACUUUGUUUUGGACUGCACUGGUUCGGCUGAACUUCCUAGGGAAUUCCACCAAAGUGCAUUAACUCCUGUUAGUUUUAUUUAACAUCUGUUGAAAUCUGCUUCACUUUGGCAGCAGUACUGGGAGACUGAGUAUGAAUGGCGUUUGACCGAUUCUGCACUGUAGAGCUAUUUGCAGGGCGUGGGCAGUCUAGGGUUAAUUAAAGUGAUCAGAUGCCAAUUUUGGACAUAUUUGCCUCAGAUUACUUUGAAUAAAGCUCUAUUACACCUGAUUAUUUAUAUAUAUACAUACAAACACAGGAUAGAAAAACUCAGGGGUGGGAACUUGCAGUAUGUCAAUUUAAUUGAGGUGUGUACAGGUUUGUUUGGUUAGGAGGUCAGAAAAGAUAAUUGGCAAUAGGUUGGGAAACUCAGUUGAAUGUUGGCCUAGUUUAAACCUUAGGUCUUGGUGGAGGAUACAAAAAAUCAUCAGGAGCAGUAGCAGCUGCAGCAGCAUGAGUCUCCUGUGUUUCCUGUGGCUGCUGAUGGUCUGUCUGGCUCCUAGUAGCCGAGGCCAGAGGCUGAGGGCGACAGAUGGGGAGCAGCCAGCAGCCAGGGGUCUGCUGGAGGAGAGAGAUGCACUCUGCUACCAGGAGGGAUGCUACACUGUCAUCCUCCAGAAGAGAACCUUCAGGGAGGCUGGACGGAGCUGCCGGGAGCAAGGUGGGACCUUGGCAACGAUGCAUACCUACGAGGCAGCGGGUGUGGUCCAUGAGCUGCUGUCAAACAUCAAGGCAGAGGGGACCAGAUCAAGGCUUCGCCUCUGGAUUGGGCUGCACAGACCUACGCGCCAGUGCUCAUCCAACCGACCUCUCAGAGGAUUCGUCUGGGUCACAGGAGACCAGGAUGGCCAGUUCAUCAACUGGCUCCGUGACGAGGCCCCUGGGACUUGUGCAGUCCCACGCUGUGUGGCCAUGACUGUCCACACUUCAGAGAGUGGACAUGAGAGCAACGAUAACUUCCGGUGGCUUGAUGGCGCCUGUGGACUCCCACUGGAUGGAUAUGUUUGCCAGUACAACUACAAAGGAAUGUGUCCACCACUGGAGGAUGAGGGGAGAGGUCCAGCUGUCUACAGCACUCCAUUUCACCUUGUCAGCACCCUGCUGACUCAUGUGCCCUAUGCGUCUGUAGCUACUCUACCAUGCCCCACAGACAGCUCAAACCCAGAUGCUGAGCAGACUGUACUAUGCAUGGAGAGAGAUGACGGUACAGUGGGCUGGUCCAGAGAUGCACCACUCUGCUUAACCACUGCAGCUCCACAGAACCAAGACUGGUGUAGCAGGGACCAUGGAUGUGAGCAGUUCUGCCAGAACACAGGUACAGGCUACUACUGUUACUGCUCUGAGGGCUUUACGAUAAAUGAGGACGGGUACACCUGCAUGCCUGACCCUCUCAGCCAAACUGACCCCCCUGAAUUAUCCUCAGUCUCUGCUGGUCCCACUGACCAGCCUCACAUCAAAAAAAUCUGUGUGGAGAUGGGGUGUGAGUACAGCUGUGUGGAGACACUUCGGGGCAUCCGCUGCACAUGUCCCCCGGGCUACCAGAUGGGUCCAGAUGGCCGCAAAUGUAUUGAUGUAGAUGAAUGUCUACAGCAACCAUGUCCACAACUCUGUGUCAAUAUCCCGGGCACCUUCCAUUGCACCUGCCACCCUGGGUACCAGCCAGAUGAUGAGGGUGAGUGUGUGGACAUUGACGAGUGCCUCGAUGAGGGCAGCUGUGAAGACAUGUGUGAGAACACUGUGGGGUCUUUCAAUUGCCUGUGUUACCCCGGGUACGAGUUGGGCAGCAGAGGAGAGUGUGUAGAUGUAGAUGAGUGUGUGGGGGAGUCACCCUGCCAGCAGCAAUGUCUCAAUUAUAUGGGAGGGUACCAGUGUUACUGUGACAAUGGCUAUGACCUGCAGUCAGAUGGACUUACCUGCCAGCCUUCACCAGAUGAUGGAGAAUACUCCACUCUGACCCCUGGCCCCAAUGACUCCACUCACCCACCUGAUGUGGACUCUAACCAUCAUAAUCCCUGGUUGACCUUGUUUACCCCUGAUCCAAAUUUUGAAACAGAUUCUAACUUUGAUGCUGACUGGCUGACAGAAGCCCCUGAAAGACUCUCUCCUGACAUUGCUCAUGGGUCAGACAACCACCUGAACCACUGGGAUGCCCUAUCACCUAAGCAAUACCAGACAGCUCCAUCCCCAACGCAAAAAUACAACACAGGUAAUGAAAUUGAUAAUGAGGCUAAGACGGGAGGUAGGGAAGCUAGUGACGGAGUGGGAACUGAGACUACAAAUGAGCCAGCUACUGGGAAUAGGGAGAAGGAGAAAUCCAAGUUGGACAGUACUGAGGAUGUCAGUGGCACAGCAGAGGUAGGAGCUGGAUCUGCUGAAGGUAAACAGAAACAUGACAAAAGCUGGCUGCUAGUGGCCCUGCUGGUGCCUCUAUGUGUGUUCCUUGUGGUGAUGCUGGCUCUGGGGAUUGUCUACUGCACCAGCUGUGCAGUGGAUAAAAGCCUGAGCUUCUCAAACUGCUAUCGCUGGAUACUCCCUACAAUGCCCCCUGACAGGAGUGAUGGCAAGACCCAAGCAUGAACUCUAAAAAUAAACAAACACAGGUGGACGCACACAUACACACAGGUGUUCAACGCCCAGAUGUCUGCUAACAUUUCUCUUGUGAUGCUGAACUGGUCACUGAAAGUACUAUUUGCAUGUAGUACAGCUGACUGGCUCUCUCCUCCAUCAAAGAAUACUUAAUACUUUCUUUUGCACACCCUUUGUAAAUAAUUCACUCUC